Molecule: messenger RNA, 2804 nt
Organism: Odocoileus virginianus texanus
Lineage: Eukaryota; Metazoa; Chordata; Mammalia; Artiodactyla; Cervidae
Gene: AP4B1
Product: adaptor related protein complex 4 subunit beta 1
Biological process (GO): intracellular protein transport; vesicle-mediated transport
Cellular component (GO): clathrin adaptor complex; membrane coat
Molecular function (GO): clathrin binding
Source: RefSeq, a predicted model, not a curated record
AACCGCGUGGAGGCGCAAGAAAGGCUGGAACUGGAGAGGGAGGGGUUCACGGACAGUUGGCUGCGGGGCUAGAAAUCAGGCCGAGAACCUAGAGUUUGGGGAGAGUUCUGUGGGCGGAGCGAACCAGCCUGCAGGUCCCGGGAUAGAACCGCAGAGCCUGGGGUGGGCCUCUCCCGGAAGGAAGAGGGUUGAAGUCCCCAUAUCAGGGCUAAAAGGAGCCCGAGUUCCCUAGGGAUCUGUGGGAACUGCCCCGUGACUGUUGGAGAAGAUGCCGUACCUUGGCUCCGAGGACGUGGUGAAGGAGCUGAAGAAGGCUCUGUGUAAUCCUCACAUUCAGGCUGAUAGGCUGCGCUAUCGGAGUGUCAUCCAGCGAGUGAUUAGGCACAUGACUCAAGGGGUGGACAUGUCUGGUGUUUUUAUGGAAAUGGUGAAAGCUAGUGCCACUGUAGAUAUUGUUCAGAAGAAGUUAGUUUAUCUCUACAUGUGUACCUACGCUCCCUUGAAACCAGAUCUGGCUCUCCUGGCCAUCAACACACUGUGCAAAGACUGUUCGGACCCCAACCCAAUGGUGCGAGGGCUGGCAUUACGGAGCAUGUGUAGCCUCAGGAUGCCUGGUGUGCAGGAAUAUAUCCAACAACCAAUUCUCAAUGGUCUGCGGGAUAAGGCUUCGUAUGUCAGGAGGGUAGCAGUCCUUGGCUGUGCCAAGAUGCAUAAUCUUCAUGGAGACUCUGAAGUGGAUGGUGCCCUGGUAAAUGAAUUAUAUAGUUUGCUGCGCGACCAGGAUCCAAUUGUGGUUGUGAACUGCCUGAGGUCUCUAGAGGAAAUUCUGAAACAGGAAGGAGGUGUUGUCAUCAAUAAGCCCAUCGCCCACCAUCUCUUAAAUCGAAUGUCAAAACUGGACCAGUGGGGCCAGGCUGAAGUCUUGAACUUUCUGCUCCGCUACCAACCCCGAAGUGAGGAGGAGCUGUUUGACAUUCUCAAUCUGUUGGACAGUUUUCUCAAGAGCAGCAGCCCAGGAGUGGUGAUGGGAGCCACCAAACUCUUUCUGAUCUUGGCCAGAAAAUUCCCGCACGUGCAGACCGACGUGCUCAUGCAAGUCAAGGGCCCUCUGCUGGCCGCCUGUUCCUCCGAGAGCCGAGAGCUCUGCUUCGCUGCCCUCUGCCAUGUGCGCCAGAUCCUGCGCAGCUUGCCGGGUCACUUCAGCGGCCACUACAAGAAGUUUUUCUGCUCCUAUUCGGAGCCCCACUACAUCAAGCUCCAGAAGGUGGAGGUGCUGUGUGAACUGGUGAACGACGAGAAUGUGCAGCAGGUGCUGGAGGAGCUGCGAGGGUACUGCACCGACGUGUCCGCCGACUUCGCGCAGGCCGCCGUCUUCGCCAUUGGUGGCAUCGCCAGGACCUACACCGAUCAGUGUGUGCAGAUUCUAACAGAGUUGCUGGGGCUUCGACAAGAGCACAUUACCACGGCGGUGGUGCAGACUUUCCGAGACCUGGUAUGGUUGUGUCCUCAAUGCACGGAAGCUGUGUGUCAGGCCCUGCCCGGCUGUGAGGAGAACAUUCAAGAUAGUGAGGGGAAGCAGGCACUUAUCUGGUUACUCGGUGUCCAUGGGAAGAGAAUCCCCAAUGCUCCUUAUGUGUUGGAAGACUUCAUAGAGAAUGUGAAGUCGGAGACGUUCCCAGCUGUCAAGAUGGAGCUGCUCACAGCUGUGCAGCGCCUCUUCCUCUCUCGCCCAGCUGAGUGCCAGGACAUGCUAGGCCGCUUGUUACACUACUGCAUAGAGGAAGAAAAGGACAUGGCAGUACGAGAUCGAGGUCUCUUCUAUUAUCGCCUCCUCUUAGCGGGCAUCAAUGAAGUAAAGCAGAUCCUGUGUAGCCCUAAAUCUGACCCUUCCCUCAGACUUUUGGAGGAUCAGGCAGAAAGACCUGUGAACAGCUGGGCCUUGGACUUCAACACUCUGGUGCCAGUCUAUGGCAAAGCCCGCUGGGCAACCAUCUCUAAAUGCCAGGGAGUAGAACAUCAUGGCCCAGAGCUUCCUAACACUACAGCCUUUCCCACAUCAGGACCCCUGAUUCCCGAGGAGAACAAAGAGAGGGUCCAGGAACUCCCUGAUUCCGGAGCCCUCAUGCUCAUCCCCAAUCACCAGCUUACUGCUGAGUGUUUUGAGAAAACUUGGCUGAGCCUCAAAGUUGCUCAUCAGCAGGCGUUCCCGUGGCAGGGAGCAGUCCAUCCUGACAACCUGCAGAUGGCGCUGCAAGUCGUGAACAUCCAGACCAUCGCGAUGAGCCGGGCUGGGACUAAGCCAUGGAAAGCCUACCUCAGUGCUCAGGACGACACUGGCCGUCUGUUCCUAACAGAACUGCUGCUGGAGCCUGCGAACGUGCAAAUGCAGAUCUCAGUGAAACAAAGCGAGGCAGGGACAGAGACACUGAAGAGUUUUAUUUCUGUUUUAGAAACUGUGAUCGGAACGCUUGGAGACAUAAAAUCAUAACGGCUUCUUGUCUGUCCUGAGUGAGAUGAAUAGCUCUCAGAGUUCCUUAGUUUUUCUUAUUAUCACUGCUUGUAAGUCCACAUAAUAUCAGAUGCAAAGGAGAAGGGGAAUCUGGGAAUGAGGAUUCUUCCAUUUUUGUCCAAAGAACAUUGACAUGUUCCUCUCAUACCUAUUGGUGAAUGACCCCACUUUUCCAAGUGAUGUUGUAAAGAUUAAUGUUGUUGGGGAGAGGGUGAGGGUAGAAUUUGUAUUCUUUUCUAAUUAGCUUAAGGGAUUAUUUUACUAAUUAAAGAUGUCUGAUGUGUCUGGAAACUGA